Molecule: messenger RNA, 765 nt
Organism: Exophiala aquamarina CBS 119918
Lineage: Eukaryota; Fungi; Ascomycota; Eurotiomycetes; Chaetothyriales; Herpotrichiellaceae
Exons: 2
Coding region: 1-765 (254 amino acids)
Source: RefSeq, a predicted model, not a curated record
AUGAGUCAGAGCCAGAUAGUUGCUCCUUCCAUCUCCAACGUGGCCUCCUGGGCUCUCAAGUUCAGCCCAACUGCAUGGAUCAAGUCAUGGUUACUUUAUCUCGGCAUCGAAACUCAUGUCAGAGGAACCGUCGAGCCUGAGUUCAAACCAUUACAUGGUAUUUGCGAAUAUCUCCAUGCUCUGCAUAUCUACACCGAAGAAGCAAGACGUGGUGGGGUUCGAACGGUUUCAGCACAUCAUUUCUGUUCGCACGUGAGCAAAGAUCUGAGGCAGUGUUUGAUCUAUGACUCAUGCCGACCUGAUGCCCGUUUGAUUGGUGUCGAGUAUAUGAUCCCAAAAGCUCGCUACGCACAGUUAGACCCCGAGGAGCAGAAGCUAUGGCACUCCCAUGAAUUUGAAGUCAAGUCAGGGAUGCUAGUGCUCCCUUACCCGAGAUCACACGGUCAAAACAAGCAGGCAUGGGAUGAACUGGAGACCAAGGCGAUGGAAGAAGUCGUUGGGCUAUAUGGCAAACUCUACCACUUCUGGCAAGUUGACAAGGGGCACGAACUGCCCCUCGGUCAACCUACACUGAUGGGUUCAUUGACCGAGUCCAUGCAAUUGGAUGUCGAUCAGGAGAUGGCAUCGCGGAAUCAGGAACAGGGAAUUGACCAGGAGAGUAAGCGCAAGUUGAGAGAGCAUAUUCCACUUCCCGGGAUCCUUGAACCGUCUGAUGACUGGUGGAAGGAGGCGAAGAAGGAGAAGAGAGGUAUCUAUGCUCAUUGA